CUUUUUUCCCAGGCCCUUUCCGCGUCUUUUUUUAUUAUUUAUUUCCGUGUAAACUGCAGCCUUGAUAUAAAAACAUUGAUGGUCGAUAAUUUACUCCGGUUUUGAGGGCCAAGGACAAGUGCGAGAAUCUUUCAAAUACAACCCCUGAAACCCUUGGACCACUAACCGACUACAUGGCUCGACCACGGCCGCGGGAAUACAAGGCAGGAGAUUUGGUUUUUGCCAAAAUGAAAGGAUACCCACACUGGCCGGCGAGGAUUGAUGAGCUUCCAGAAGGGGCUGUCAAACCACCUGCCAACAAGUAUCCCAUUUUCUUCUUCGGCACGCAUGAAACUGCGUUCCUAGGCCCAAAGGACCUGCUGCCCUACAAGGAGUACAAAGACAAGUUUGGCAAGUCCAACAAGAGGAAGGGUUUCAACGAGGGCCUAUGGGAGAUUGAGAACAACCCCGGAGUCAAGUUCACCGGCUACCAGGCCAUGCAGCAGAACUCGUCCGAGACGGAAGAAGGGGUGAACGCGGUGGACGGCAGCAGUGAGGGAGAGGAGGGGGAUUCUGUGGAGGAGGAAGACAACAAGGAGAAGCUCAAGGGAACAGACAAGGCCGCGUCCAAACGGAAAAAGACCGCCGGAUCAAAGAAGUCCUCCAAGCUGUCGCGCGUGUCGUCCGGCGAGGACGACCUGGAGAAGGACGGGAAGGAGGGCGACAAGAAGAGCAACUCUGUGGGCGGGGAAACGGACGGGGGCCUCAUCCAGAACGCCACUGACAAUAAGAACCAGUUGCUUAGAGAAGAACAUUAAACACUCAGAGGACAACACCUAUGAGAAUUCAUUCUUUGUGCAAGUAGUAUUGGAAUGGGAUGAUAUACACACUGUUUGUUCCAUCAGCACCAUCUACUGGCCGUUGACACUAACACAUGCGCGUUGGACUUCGAAAAAACAAAACAGAAAGAUGGGGUCAAGGCCAGGAUAAACAAAUAUAUAAUUUGUCAUCAAAGACCAAACUGUUAGACGUCAAUUUAUAUUAAGUUAAUCAAGUGGCCACUAGCAACGCAAAAUCCACUGUUACUGUACUAGGUAAUUGGUAAUCAUUUGAUGUAGGAUUGUUGUUUGCUGGCUGCAAAUCGUAACUUGUAAGUCUAUUAAACCAAAUGAAAGAAUGUGGCUCCAGGGUAUUAGCACAAAUAACUUCUCCUGUCAUCUCUGAGGUUUCUGUUUUUGUGUCAGCCUCCAGAUACCAAGACUUAAGGAGCCAACUGUUUCAAAAGAGUGCUGACACACUGGGGCAAUUUAGUAUGUUUACUGUCAUUCAAACAUUUAAAACCCUACUAUUUUGCAAUAUUGACAUUGAUACCCUUAUAGGAUAUUAUUAUACCAUAUAUGAACAAUUGAAUGCUUUUACUUUAUGAAAAAAACACUAUGAACAGACUGACCAGUUGCAUGCUACAACAUCACUUCCUGUCCUGGAAUCUAUAAUUCCAUGACUGAUUGUCCACCUAGACUGCGAAAAUGUUUUCUCGCCAUGACACUCAGUCAUUGGGAGCUCUUCAUGUGAAAACGAUGUGUCUCACAACUUUAUCUUCAAUCUGCUCCAUGUCCGCUCCAAAUAAACGGAACAGAAAAACUGCAUUCCAGACAGAAAGAUCUGCUUUCAAUCAAAGGCAGCAAACUCACAAAUGAAUUCUAGUGUGUCGUAACUCUUGACUUAUUUAACCACAUUUGUAAUAUAAACUCAAUUCAGCCUUCAUGCCGGCCCCAUCACGCAUCUCCAUUCACCCAUCACACCCUCACUGUGUGCAAACAUGUUUCAAAUGUCCUCCGGUAUGAAUAUAUACAAUAUUAUAGACAAUAUCACAGUUAUACACGUUGGUUUUCGCAGUGUACUGACACUCUAGUUGUAGCUUGGAGUUCCUUUUUUUUUCUCCACAUGAUUAAAAAUGUAAGGGUCUUUCUUCUACUAUUACUGUCAUAUCAUUACAGUGUCCAUCCCACAUUACUAUAUUUCAUGUAACCAGAAAAAAACGAAUGGAGAAGUACAUAGAUUAAUGUAUUAUGAAGUGUUGUGCACAACUGGGUUACACAUUGUAACUCAAAGAAAUUUAAAUAUACCGGUAUAUUUUACCUUUGUUGUAGAAUAGAGGACUUCUAUUUUACUCGGACUGCUCUAGGCAUCAUCUCAUCUUUUUAACAAAUGUUAUAUAUAUAAAUAUUAUAUCUGUUCUUCUGUGUAGCUGUGGAAUAUGUCACUGUAUAUUGAUGAUUAUAAUGAUUUUUAUAGUGGCAUGCUGAAAAAGGGGGUUCAUUUUUGAUGGUGGCUGUUGACAUUGUCCUAAAUCAGGCGUUACGGUUUUGUAAGAAUUAGAAAACGUGUAUUACAUUUUCUUUCUCAUCACCAAAAUCCCAAAUCAGACGACCAACAUAUUGUGGUUUUAGUUGCUCACAAGUUUCGUCAACACAGAUAUAUCCAUGGCUGGAUCUAGAAGCCACAGGGCCCAAGGGGGGCAUAGGCUAGGGCAUCCCCACUGGGGUUAAUGUAAAUCGACACAUUCAUGGAAGCCUCUGGCACUCAGUACAAAACAAGUGUGUAUCCAUCUAAGAGCUGUAAUAAUGUAUGCACUAGGAAAUCCAGGCAGACUGACCCAUCAAAUGGAAAAAAAUUGGACACCUCUAGGUGAUGCACAAUGCACUAUAUAAUAGUGAGUUACGACAUCUGCGCUAUUGCAAAAUGUUGUUUAUUUUGUCUUUUUAUUGCAAGCAUUGAUUUAAAGAUAAUUUGUUUAAGAUGAUGCUGAUGCUCCAUCUUUAACAAAAGCCAGCUGCCUUUAUUUGCCUCCAUUGCUUUUCCAAAGGGAAACUGCUCUUUUUCAUUGAUUUAUUUAUCUAUGUUUUAUGAUAGUUAAAACAUUGUGUGGUUGUACCAUACAUUUUCAGUUCAUUAUUUGUUAUGCUGUAUUUGAAACAUGAUUUACAUUUCAAAAGUUUGUAGUUGACUGUUUUUGCUGUUUAUGGACAAGAUUUUUACAGA
This is a messenger RNA of Gadus chalcogrammus (walleye pollock), 3021 nucleotides long. It is a transcript of the gene hdgfl3, whose product is annotated as HDGF like 3. Gene Ontology annotation, molecular function: double-stranded DNA binding; transcription coregulator activity. The coding region runs from base 174 to 797 and encodes 207 amino acids. The transcript has 6 exons. Gene Ontology annotation, cellular component: nucleus. Lineage: Eukaryota; Metazoa; Chordata; Actinopteri; Gadiformes; Gadidae. Gene Ontology annotation, biological process: regulation of transcription by RNA polymerase II. The record is from RefSeq and is a predicted model, not a curated record.